GUGUUAGGAGCUUUUUAUUAAGUCUGAGGGCUACAAAACUGAUUCAGUUUCCUACUCUGAGCUCGACUGCCGCAGUCUCUGUGCCAUCAUGUCAAAUUCUACACCAAAUCGGGAGGUGUGCGCCUUCUGUCAACAAGGGGAGCAGAAUAAGAAGACUGGAGACUUGCUACAGACCAGUGAUGGUGAAGUAACAGCCCAUUAUUACUGCAUGCUCUUUUCGCCCAACGUGAUAACAACAAGUUCACCUGAUGAGGAGUUUGGUGGCUUUGAUAGAAGAACUGUAGAAAACGAAAUUAAACGUGGAAGAAAAAUGAAAUGCAGCAGCUGUAACAAAGUCGGAGGAACUAUUGGCUGUAAUAAAAAAUCUUGCCGAAAAACCUAUCAUUAUAUGUGUGCUGAGACGAAUGGUGCAUUAAUUAUUGAAAAUCAGGAAGAAGAAAACUAUAUAAUUUACUGUACAAAACACCGAAAAGGAGACAAGCAGGAUGAUCAGUACAGCUCAGAUAGCACUGAUCCCAGCCCAUCUUCAAGGCAUUCUGAUGCAUCCAACAUACAACAGAAGCGGAGGGACCCUGAGAAUAAAACUCCAAGGUGCAAAAGACGUCUAAUCUCUUUAGAGUUGCCAAUGUGUAACGACAUGACUCCCUCUCCAGGCAGAGACAAGCAGGGGGAUGAUCAGUACAGCUCAGAUAGCACUGAUCCCGGCCCACCUUCAAGGAUUUCUGAUGCAUCCAACAUACAACAGAAACAGAGGGACCCUGAGGAUACCACUCCAAGGUGCAAAAGACAUCUAAUCUCUUCAGAGUUGCCAAGGUGUGAUGGCAGGACUCCCUCUCCAGGCAAACGUCCUAUUAAUGAAGAUCAGGAUGCAGACAAUGUCACAUCAGAAAUUCCACAUUUUGAGCAGUCUGAAGGGCUGCAUGUCGGAGACAGACCAGGUGAGCACAAUGCUAUUGCUGUCAGUACAGAAGGUAACUCAGCAGAUGAUUCCUAUGCCAAAAGAGCCAAGCUAGCACGUAACUGCUUAGCUGAGGUUCCCAAAUGCUCUGCUUAUGCAAAAAACUGCUCUAAUAGCAAAUCUUUACUAAAUUCAUGCCGUGCAAGCUCCCCCAUUGAACAAAGCACAUCAGUAGUACAAAACAGAAAUUCCACCAAUGAAAAUAACAUUACAGUGGCACAACAUAGAAACGCAUCUAGUGGAGACCUACAAUCAAAAACACAGUUUGUCACAAGCUCCCAAACUGGUGGUGCAUCUCGGCCUGUGGUACCAAACUGUCUGAAAGAUUUACCAGUAUCAAAAACACCAAAAGUCAAAGUAGCGCAACAAACAAUCAUUCCAGAUGCAGAAAUCACCCCGGGGGAGCAAGUUAUGGGUGAAAUGACUGCAGUUCUACCAUCGGCCCUUCCUGGUGUACAAACCCAAUCAGCAGAGCCAAGUGAGAACAUUCAUGGAAUGAACAGCAGACUGUGUGAGCAACCAGUGAUUGUUCCUGGAGAAGGCAGCAAACCCACAAAACACAUUAGAACAAAUGACAUAAACAUGGAGCAUUCUAUGAGCAUUUCUGACUGUACUGCCACCUUAGAAAGGAGCUCUGAAGGUUUCUCUGAAAGUAACAGUGCAUCAGCAGAGGAGGACAUGCACUAUGUUGAAGUAAUAUGUAUACCAAUGUCACAAGAGAGCACCGCUGCAAAAGAUUGCACAAAUGUGAAAAUAUCAUCAGAAGUGGAGGCUUCCUGCUCAUUUAAAGCAAAUAAAAAAAAUGACACUUACCCAGCAAAUUCUGUACUAACUGGGGUUCCUGGAGUCAGCACAGUACGUGAUACAGAAAAACAAGAAGGGCCAUUUGCAAACAUUGAUUAUUCUUCAAAACUUAAAGUCUUCAGUGAAUUUGUAAGGAUUAAAGACCAGAUAAAUACAGGUGCUGCCAAACAAUUCUGGACUAUGUGCCAAGAAAACCAAUGCUGCAAACCUUUGCUGGAAAUGAUUGAGAGCUCGGUAAGAUCAGUCACUCAGAAAGUCCUUAACAGAGAGGCUGAAAAUGAGGAUUAUGAGACAGCAUUUAGAUACCUGUGCGCAAGCAGAAAAAUGGAAAGUGUCUUUGUACAAGAAAUUGAAGAAAUAAUCCAGGCUCUUAACAAAGCUAAAGAACUUCUGCAAGCAGUGACACCUUGCUGAAUAAACAGGAAAUCAAUAUGAUGGGGAAAUGAAACCAUCACCAGGCACAUAAAGUGGUUGCGACAGUUCCUUCCUAAAUUCUAUGAACUGCCCUUUUGUGUUUUUUGUGGUUGUACAUUUGCACACGCACAUUGCCCCAUACCCCCCCAGAUUUUUUAUACUACUUAAUUCCUUGAUACUGAUAUUUUCGGAAGCAUGGGUUUUUACAGAAAUAUUACAGUCAUGAAGCAAAAUAUGUUAUUUUCUUUGACAAUUAAAUUGUAUUGGUUUGGUGCAAUUUGUCUGAAUAAUGACAUGUUGCAAUGUUGA
Molecule: messenger RNA, 2485 nt
Organism: Xenopus tropicalis (tropical clawed frog)
Lineage: Eukaryota; Metazoa; Chordata; Amphibia; Anura; Pipidae
Product: protein AF-10
Exons: 18
Coding region: 89-2176 (695 amino acids)
Source: RefSeq, a predicted model, not a curated record